This is a messenger RNA of Elaeis guineensis (African oil palm), 763 nucleotides long. RefSeq lists its product as uncharacterized. The record is from RefSeq and is a predicted model, not a curated record. NCBI's taxonomy places the organism in Eukaryota, Viridiplantae, Streptophyta, Magnoliopsida, Arecales, Arecaceae.
GCGUGGCACCAUUCUUCUAGAAGGUUUCUACCAAAGUGCCCAUGGCGAGCCCAAUGGCAACCAAUCGAACUCCAGUUUCGUCCCCGCUUCUGUUUCGAGCCUCCUUCCCUUCUCCUCCUACCCCACCUCCUUCUUUUCCCUUUCAAUUCCCGGCGCGAACACAGAAGAGGAGGGCAUUGGGUUUAACGAUUAGAGCCGAGACGAUGGCGACGGAGAAGCUGGGGAUCAAGGUGGAGAGGAACCCUCCCGAAUCCAAGCUCGCCGAGCUCGGUGUCCGUCAAUGGCCCAAGUGGGGAUGUGCUCCAAGUAAAUUCCCAUGGACAUACACCGCAAAGGAGACAUGCUAUCUACUGGAGGGAAAGGUGAAAGUUUACCCUGAUGGGCAUGGUGAUGAGUUUGUGGAGAUUGGUGCAGGUGAUCUAGUGGAGUUCCCUAAAGGCAUGAAGUGCACCUGGAAUGUCUCUGUUGCUGUGGAUAAGCACUACAAUUUUGAAUAAAAACUUGGAAUGAUAAACUAGCAACCUUUUUUGUGAACUAACAUCUGUGUGAAAACUGGGAUUGCUCUGCAUGUUUUGGGGGAUGCCCAUGGUUUGCAGACCCUAUUGACUGAUAUAAUUAGUAGUGCUUUAAGUGCAGAGAUGGUCUUGAAGUGGUUAAUUCUAUCAUAAGGUUGUUCAUCUCAUCCCUCUGAUCUACUGCUCCUGUCAGCUGUGCAUGCCUGUGACAUUAUUCUGAGAGCAGUAUCAUGCAGGAUGGUUAUUCA